This is a messenger RNA of Labrus mixtus (cuckoo wrasse), 2776 nucleotides long. RefSeq names its product putative zinc finger protein 66. The transcript is spliced from 8 exons. The record is from RefSeq and is a predicted model, not a curated record. The coding region runs from base 8 to 1888 and encodes 626 amino acids. Lineage: Eukaryota; Metazoa; Chordata; Actinopteri; Labriformes; Labridae.
UGCCAUCAUGGAUCAAGUCCUCAGUUAUGGAAACCAAGAGCAUGCAACCAGACAAGCAGCUGAAGUCAGACAUUUAGACCAGACGUUUCUGCAGACGUCACAGCGAGAGCUUUCUGGCACAGUGGAAGUCUUGGGUCGCAGCUUGUCCGUCUCCUCGCUGUGUCUCCUGGUUCCCACGCUGCGUCUCAUGUGUGGCUUCGCCUGGCAAGUGGUCCAGCGUUGUAACGUGAUGCAUUAUGGGAAGGUGGAGGAGCUGGUGAGGGUGGCGACGGAGCUGGCUCCAGAUCUGCUGACACCCAGGGAGAAAGUACAAAUCCUGCUUCGACUUAGGGCUAGGGUGGUGUUGGACUUGUGUGCCAGAGAGAUCACAGCCAACCAGUUGAGCAUCCAGCCUCACCUGACGGUCAUUAAGAACAUCACGACUGGCUGCACAUGUAAUCAGGAGGAACGAGAGGAGCUGGAAAAUUCAAAGACAAACUUUAUGGAGGUCAUUCAGAGACUGCUGGAGGAUAAAGAAGAAAGAAAGAUGUUCUUCAAGGAAGUCUUUCCUCUCCAUUACGGCCAGCAGUAUGAAGCCAAAUUAAAAACAUUAGUGUGGAAGUUCAUCUCUAGACUUGACAGUCUUCUACCUGUUCCAGAUAUAAAACAGACUGCUGAGUGGCUCGGCUCUGCCCCCGCUGUCAUGGAGGAAUGUGGACGGCUGGUUUUGGAGCCAGCCGAGCUGAAAGCCCUCUUCAGUUUUCAACAACAGCAAUCAGGAUUCACCAACAAAUAUCGUUCCCAUACUGGAAAUAUGUUUUUGCCAAGACUUUCUCUUCCUCCCAAACCAAACCAAGAACGUUCUUCAGAGCAACAGGGUUUGUCUGCAGUUGACAAAGGCGAUGGACACUUUUAUUGUAGCAAGGACGAGGAGCCUGUUGAGGAAAACACAAAUGCUGUUACACCGACUCAGCAAGACUGCAACAAAGCAGAUGAAGUCCUGAUGCUGAAAGAUGAAGAAAUGAAAGAGCUCACCACUGAAAACAGUUCAAAUUCCACCAAUCAUACGCCUUUAGGACAGCAGACUUGCUUUCUGUGCUCAUACUCUGACGACCAAGUCACAGGUCUUAUGCGGCACAUGAGGGAGGCGCAUCCCGUUCAAAAACCCAGCAGACUUCAGCCAAAAGAAGAAGAGACGGAUAAAGCCUCUAAGAAAGCGAGCGCAGACACGUGCGCGUCUGAGACCAAGAGCACGGCAUUCCCUUGCGAGUACUGUGGGAAGGUCUUCAGGUAUGUGUCGAAGCUGCGGGGCCACAUGAAGACACACACACUGCCGUUCCACUGCGACAAGUGCGACAAGAAAUACGCCUCGAUGUCCUCCCUGUACGUCCACCAGAUGAACCACACGGGUGAGCUGCCGUAUUUGUGCUCGCACUGCGGUCGAGGGUUCAAGACCUCCGGCAGCCUGAGCGCGCACGUCCACAUACACACAGGAGAGAGACGCUACAAGUGUCACAUUUGCGGGAAGACGUCAAUCCAGCAUCUCGCGAGACACAUGCGGAUGCACCGCGGGGAGAAGAACUACCUGUGCACAGAAUGCGGGAAGGCCUUUCUCUCCUCCGGGGAGUUGAAGCUACACAUGAGGUAUCACACCGGCGAGCGUCCGUACAAGUGCAAACACUGCGGGAAAGGUUUCGUAGCAAAGUGCCUUUUGACGGUUCACAUGCGCAGACACACAGGGGAGAGUCCUUACAAGUGUUUAGUGUGCCCGAAGGCGUUUCAUACUUUGAGGGCACAGAAAAAACACAUGAAGAUCCACUCCAACUUAAAGUCGUUCCAGUGUUUGAAGUGUGGUAAAAUAUUCAGGCAUGCGGACACUUACAAAAUGCACGUUAAAACACACAAAUGAAAGAAGAAGCUGGGGUUUUGUUAUGAGAAGAUGAAAAUAUUCUGAUCUUAUCUAUCGGGCAGUGUGGGUAAUUAUCAGGAGUAAGCCUUUUAAACACAUGAAUACACUUAAUAAACGCUCCCUGCAUAAGUAGAGUAGCUCAGUGAAUGCAUAAAGGAGCAAGGUAGUUUAUGCAAAGCCGCUCUUUUAAAACAGAAAUCUAGUGCCGAGUUAAUUUUUGGAUUUUACGUGAGCCACAGAUACUAUGAGAGAAAUUGUUCUUUCCCUAGACCAUGGGAUGGGCAACUUUGGUCACAUCAAGCGCCACAUUCAUUUAAUUCUCACUGCCCGGGGGACCAAAUUGUAGAAUACAAAAAUGAUUACAGUCAAUUUUGUCUGAAAUUUAACUCAACAUAAAACAGUGAUCAAAUAUUAUUAUGGACAUAUUUCUGGUUUUCAUGAUUUCAUGGCAGAUUUUGUCAUGUUUUCUUCAUGUUUCCAAUUCAUUGAUAUGUAAAAAUUGACCUGAGGACCACGUUGAGGGUUGAUGGGGGCCGCAUGUGGCCCCCGGGCCGCCACUUGCCCACCCCUGCCCUAGACAAUCGGCAUCCUCGUUCAUGCACGGCCUGCUCCGACCCCGCCUCAGCGGCAAGGAACUGUGGACAACCGGAACACGAGGAAUAACAAGGAAAAAUCUUGCCUGCAUAGUAUCCUAUAUGCUCUUUUAUAAAGCGUCUUGAGAUAACAGUUGUUAUGAAUUGGCACUAUUCAAAUAAUGAUUGAUUGAUUGUUCAUGAUUCAAAUGAUGUGUUUAUAAUUUGACAAAGUCAAAUAAACAAGCAGACUUUCUUUCAUUCAGGAAUACCAGGUGCAGUUUUUGAAGGAUUGGACACUUUUAACCGCUUUCAU